AUUAUCUGUCAGUGAUGUGGUUGAUAUACCAUGGAUUUAUAUAAGUACCAUAUGUAUUUGAAAGAGUAAGUGUAAGCAGUAUUUAGUGCCAUAAUCAUGUGAACUUGUAGUUCUACGUUAUACUUUUAUUUAUUUACCAAAGUUAUUUGGCGGGAUGCGGGUAGAGGUAGGCCUCAUAUAAAGUGUACGAAAAUCGUGAGCUUUGAGAAAGCGUAUGAUCUAAUGAGCUGAGGGUUACGAACUAUGCAUUAAAAGAUGUUACGACGAAUAUUUUGAAUGAAUGUGGAAUACAAGUGUUUAAAUUUAAAUAGUACAGCGUUGUUCCUCAUGUCAGUUUUAACCCUGUUAAUGUUAAAGUUAAUUUUGACGAUUCAGAGAAAGAUUAUUACAGUGGAAUGUUGCGUACCGCCAAUUUGUUAUGCUGGAAAACAACCGAAUAGGCAAGUGUAGUUCAAGAUCACAUAUCUUUCCAAGUUACUCUAAAGUAAAGACUUACUGAAGGAAGACAGAAUACCAGAAUGAAUCAUGUGGGAUCAUCUGUUGGGAUGUAUGUUUGUGAACUAUGACUGAUGAAUCACCAUUACUCAUUAGUCUGGUUAAACUCCAAGUGAGGAAGCUGAAAUUAGGUGGCUUCAACCUUAGUGGGAUUUCAGAUGAAGAAAUAAUGAUAUCUAAUUUACCAUUAUUAUUUGCUGAUGGCUAUCCAACAUGUUUGGAAAAGUUUACUUUGGCACAGUUAGAAAGGUUUGUUCCAUUUAUGCUACAGUGCUCCUUAGGACAGAAGUACCUGGACAAAUACACGUCUACACCAAAAUGGUGGCCAACAGAUUUGCCAUUUUCAGUCUGUGUUAAGAAACCAGUGGGAAUGGAUGAUACUCGUUGGUUUGCCACGCUGAAGAGCAUGGUGUGCCGGUGUUACACCUACCAUGGCUGUGAGUUCAUGCUGCGGUUUUGUACAGAAUUAUCCAAAUGUCCCAGCACAACAUAUGAGUUUGUUGAGUCAUUGGAUGGAACAACAUCGUUAUACAGCAAGGAGACUGGAAGAUUAAUGGUCACUUUUCGGAAUGAAAACCGGGAAUAUGAUAAAGGGGUGGAGAGUAAUCCCCGGCGAUUCUUGGUCCGAAGGAAUUGUUCUCAAAAUACGUCCCACAUUCUCCUUCAACCUCCAGUUUUCGACAUAUAUCUGUGUGACAACUGUGAUGGGGAAUUUGAUUCUCUGCCUGAAGUACAGGAACAUGAGAAAACUUGUGGAAAGCAGCAGAUCUCUCAAGAGAUGAUUCCAGAGGAACAGCCCAAGCAGCAGAGCCAAGAUUCAUUCUUAUUAUAUUUUAAUUUAAAAUCAGUCAAUUCUGAAAAUGUGCCAAGAGCUGUAAGCCCCUUGAAGAAAAAUAGUUGCAAGAGACGUUAUCGUGUGGGUGUAAGAUUUUCACGUUGCUCUGCUGUUCCAUUCUCAUCACCUUUAGGUAUUCUCAUACAGAGGAAAUCGCGCAUGGCUCCAAUUAAUUCACAGGUACUACUAGAGCGACUGGAGCGGUACUGCAUUACAAAUGUGGAAGGUGCAAGUUCUAGAUUUCGAGAACGCGAAUUUGAAGACAAAAUGCAAGAAGCAAUUGAAUGGCCUGUCACCUGGAAACCUCCACAUCAGAAGAAAGCACAAGACAUCUGGACACAUCAUUACUGUUUUACAGUAAAGGAGAGUCAUGAAAAAAUUGCUAGAAUAGCAUCUGGAGGGCUGAGUAAGAGGAGUCAAAAACUUCUAUCCAUGUGUCGUGAUGUUCGAGUUGUGAUGAUGCGGCUUACAGAAGAAGAGAUAGUUGGUCUUACAACUAGGAUGCCAACACCAGAUCCCUCCCCAAGAGACAGUGAGGCUGCAUUUCAGCUCCCAACAUUGAUUCCCAACACCAUGUAUGCAUACAAUGCAUAUUUGAAUGUUAAGAACCAUUAUCCUGAGCCCAUAGCGCUGUCACCACAGUCAACAAUCCCUGUCAUAGAUUUAUGCUCUACAGAUGAGGAAGAUGAAGUAGAGCCUAUAACAUCUGUGCCAUUGCUGAGUGAUGAAAAUAGCCCACUGGUUUUAGCUGAAGAAAAAUAUCAGGAACAAAAUGGAGUUGAAGAUGUGGAACCAGUCUUCUGUAAUAAAACAAGUAGCCCAAGUAUGGCAGUUUACCCUGUAAUUGAAACACCAUAUGAAACUUAUGCUCAAGUAAGAAGAAGUUCGUCGUGCCUUGAUAAAGGUACAUUUGCAACACGGGAUCCAAGUGACCCUUCAUUGAGGUUCUCAGAAUCAGUUUCACAGGGCUGGCAGAUGAAUAUCUGCAUGAAGACUCCAAUUUCUACUUCCCCAGCACCAGCUUUUACCAAUGAGGAAAAACACAUUACUUAUUCUUCAGCACUUCGUUUUAACUCAGCAGAGGUUCCAGUUCCAAAUUUGGCAAGCUCCGAAAGAAAGAGAAGAUUGCAGACAAAGAAUUUCAACAUGAUAUCAGCAUCAGAAACAUUUGGCGGUGAUGAAGUUGAGGAAGUACAUACUCCAUUUCUUCAACGUGACAAAGCUGAUUAUUUUAAAUUCUACAAUCCAUAUGUUCCCCUUAUUAGGACUAGGAUAGAUUCUGAAACAAAGGCUCGGGUGUCAGUGCCAUCUUAUGUGUCUGCUCCAUUAACCAUUGACUGUACAGAUACUGAAAAAUCCAAUUCCAAGCUCUCAUUUCCUUGCAGAAAAGAAGAAAUGGAAGUUUCAGUGGAAGAUGCCACAUCAAACUCACCUUCAUUUAUUUCAGAGGCUGACAGUUCAAAAUCUCUCCAUUCUGUAUCAUCUCUUAAUCAUAGAAAGGAACAAACACUCACAAAGGUGUGCUGCAUGUCAUCUGAGGAAUCAUCCCGUCAUAAUGCGAGGGAUGCAUACUUGUCAUCGUAUGAGGAGACAGGAAAACAUCAUACAAGUAUGUUAAAGAUGAUUCCAAACACAUCUUCACCAGUUUUGACACGUGGGAAAAGUACAUCACUCGAUGAGACCGUGAACACUUCUGUAUCCGAUCACUUAAUGCCAACACGUCCACGCAGAAGAGUACGAUAUCAGAGAAAAAUGUCUAGCACUACCCCAUCAUCUCCAUCUAUUGCACGAAACUUACAUACUGAUGGGGAUGUUGCAAGUUAUGCUUCACUGCAGUCUAACCAGACAGACUCUGUGAAAAUGCACAGAUCAAAGAUAUCAGUUCCUCUAAGAAAAGAACAAUCCCAAUCAAAGGUUGUCAUAACUCCUCUACCUGCAACGGCACUUACAUUCUCAGAGGAGGGAGAUGGGACUGCUUAUGCCCCACUGCAUUGUGAUAUGGAGGAUGAUCCAAAACUCCAACAUUCUAACCCCUCUCUUCCUCACAGAAGGGACCGGACCCGAUAUGCUAUGAAGAGAGCAUCAGAGGCACCCCAGCAUAUGGGAGAUCCUGACUCUGUUGUCCCUACCCCCAAGAAGCCUAAUCUCAAAGUUUACAGGGAAACAGUGCCAGGACUGGAAUCCAAAACACAAGACACUUCAAACAGUGACGUAUUUUGGGCAUCGGUGAAACUUGAAAAGGCAGCAGAGUCCCUCCAAAGAUGUAUGGCUCAACAUAGAUCUCCACUCUCCAUCCGCCGACUGCGUCAAAAUGAGUGCAGGGAACCAAAAAGAAGAGGACCGGAUGAAAUUUUGAACAGAAAUGACACAGUGUUGUGUGGCGAGUUGAUUAAUGAGACUGUCCAUUCCAGUCUCCUAGUUGCUGAACUUUCAGAGUUGUGGAAUAGAAACUGUUCCCAGGUUAAGGACACUGUGAAAGUUGGAAAGCUGUUCAGGCAGGAGGACUUGUAACUGUUCUUUGAGGGACAUGAAAUGGAAUGGGUUUGUGGUAUGACAGCUUCUAUAAGUCUCUGUAAUGUUGGUGACAAAGAAAAAUAGCUUCUUUGGAAUUAUUAUGGACAUUUCUGUUCAUAUAUUGUACCAAAUUUAAGUUUUAUAAAUUUAAAAAUGCAGGGAAUAGUUCUGCUUUCAAUGGAGAUAUUUGUAAUAGCAAAAGCAGGUGACAGAAAUUUUGCAGUAUGUUCUUGUCUUUCAUUAAACGUUGAACAGUGUCUUCGGUAAUUGUGUUUGGGUACAUUUCCUCUUCAUUUUACAGCAUGUGAUGUCAAGGGUAUUGAAUGUUAUUCAGAUGAAGUGUUAAAAUACAGACUUCCAGAUGGUUGAAUUCAGAUAAAUCUAGCCCUGUACUAAGGGCCGUGCCAUAGCUCAAGCAGUUAAUCAGUGGCUUCUCACCACGGCAGCCCGGGUUCGAUCCCAGG
Cryptotermes secundus is the source of this 4308-nucleotide messenger RNA. RefSeq lists its product as uncharacterized. The record is from RefSeq and is a predicted model, not a curated record. NCBI's taxonomy places the organism in Eukaryota, Metazoa, Arthropoda, Insecta, Blattodea, Kalotermitidae.